CUUUAUAAAAUACUUUUUGUUUUCAUUUGUCAAAAAUCUUUAGGUCUUACAUUUUUUUCAUCUGUAUAUUCUUGAGCUAUAUUUUAGGAAUUUAUAACCCUAUAACACUAAAGUAUAUGUGAUGGUAUAAACAUUGAGAUUAUUUCGUUUCUGCUAGACAGUUUUAUUUAUAGAAUUAUGUAUUUUGAAACAUAUGUUUGAAUCACUCUUAUUACUGAAUUAUGGACCUACAAAAUGAAAGUGAAGUAAAAUUUUUUCAAGAGCUUCGGUCAAAAUCAAAGCUGGUGCAGACCUAUGAAAAUUUGAAUUUACUUCAGUAUGCUGUUGAUCUCAUUCCUGUUGAAGAAUUAAACAUAAAAGCAUCACUCAAGUUGUCGUUAAUAGAAGUUGAGGAAAAUGAUGUCACACUCGAAGAUGUAUUGAUAUUAGAAUUACUGAGUUGGUUUAAGAAUACAUUUUUCAAAUGGGUGGAUAUCCCAAAGUGUGAAUCUUGUGGACAACUUCCAGAAAAGAGAGGGAUAGUUCCUGCCAUAGAAUCCGAAGCUGUUUGGGGUGCAAUACGAGUCGAGUGUUAUUUCUGCCCUCGAUGUGAAAGAACUAUUCGGUUUCCUAGGUAUAACAAUCCUAGGAAGCUGCUGGAAACAAGGCAAGGUAGAUGUGGUGAAUGGGCUAACUGCUUUACUCUCAUGUGCCGUGCCCUUGGCUACGAUGCCCGACUAGUGGUUGAUUGGAAUGAUCACGUUUGGACCGAGGUUUAUUCAUUUUCGAAAAAUCGCUGGAUGCAUUGCGAUUCUUGCGAAAAUGCAUGUGAUGUGCCUCUUCUUUAUGAAAUGGGCUGGAAGAAGCCGAUUAGCUACAUAAUUGCUUUCUCCAAGGAUGAAGUGCAGGAUGUUACAUGGCGUUAUACGUCCAAAUUUCGGGAAGUCCUCAACAGGCGCAAUCUCUGCAGAGAACUUUGGCUCCUAAACUGCAUUUCAUCUUUGACAGAAAGCCUGCAAAGCAAAGCUUCUCCGGAAAGGCAACGGGAAUUGAAAAUGCGGCGAGUCUUGGAGUUGGCUGAAUUUUUGACACCACCCUUGGUUAAUCAAGGUAAUUGGAGUGGAAGAACAUCGGGUUCUUUGGCAUGGAGAAUAGCAAGAGGUGAAACGGAAUUAGACAUCAGGCCUAGUACUUUCGUUUUUAAUUUGAAUGCUCUAGAAAUUGAACAGAAACAUUUCCACAUUAAGUACAGCUGUGCCUUAAACAAAUAUAUUCGUGUUUCUGAUAAAUCAUCUGAAAUACAUAAUUGGGUAUCUUGCAUUUUUAGUUAUAAUGACAUUUUUCGCAAAGUAGAAAAUGAUUGGAACAUUGUGUACUUAGCACGUAAAGAAGGGUCUCCAAAAGGCGUUAUAAGUUGGAAAUUUAAUUUUGAGGAUAGUGGACUAGUUAUUCAGACUUUAAAACUGAAUCUGAGCAGCACAACUUUUGGAGAAGGAAAAGUCAAGUGGUUUCUUUAUCCAGGCAGUGAACAAAGUAUUCCUAGAAUUUAUGAAAUGAAAGAUGUUACUCCAUUAUAUACUCAAGAGUUUAAAGGGUCAUCUGGCUUGGUCAUAUCCGCAGAACUUACAGAAGGAAUUGGAGAUGUGGCAUGGCAACACUCCCAAUUAUUCAGACAAGCAGCUGAUUCCAGUGAAUUUCCGUUUGAAGUGGAAAUCGCAUUAGACAAACCAUGAAGUGUUUGCUUUGUUGAGUAAUAAUUUAUUCAUUUCAUUCUACUUUCACAUUUCAACUAGCUCUAUAAUAAUUUGAAGCAGAACAUUCCUAAAGUAUCUGUCAGCUUCAGUGUUAUUGCUCAUAUUUCUGUAAAGUUUUGCAAACAUUUAUUUUUUGUUUAUUGAAGGUACUGUCUUAGAUAUAUAUUAUCUAUACUUGUAUCCAGAAUAAGGCUGAUUUCUCAAUUUUAUUUGCAAUGUUUUUGCAAUAUAAAUAGUCUUAAAUAUCGAAUUUCACCAGCUGGUAAGCUUACUUUUUGUUUGGCACCAGUAAAAAAAGACCUGAACUGGAAAGAGUCCAUUUCUUAUUAGUUGACCCAACAGAGUCAGAUUUAAAUGCCUAGGCAUUUACCUGAUGCCUACAAAACUUGUCGUACAAUUCCAUUUGGGUUAAUAAAGGUAUUUGAAGUGCAAAAACAUCCAGUUCUUUGAAAUGAGUUCGAAGGUGGCUUGAACUAAUUUUUUUUCAAAAGGGAGAAAUGUUCAAUUUGCCAAAUAAAACUCCAAAUUUUACUAAAUGAUUAAAAAAAAAAGACCAGCAUCAUUAUAAUUAUUUUUUUUCAAAUUGUACUGUUGCAGUUCUGUCUCCAAAUUUGCCAAAUCGUAAGACAAAGUUUGCCAAAUAAGGACAUUUUUGCGAGGUCACAAAGACCUCCCAUGAUUGCUGAUUGAAGCAUCCCACAUGGAUUCAUUUUUUGGUAUUAAUUUUUGGUUACUACAGUGAUUAAUCCAGCUCAGCAAUGAUCAAUAACGUUUCAGUCCCACUGGAUUCCCCAAGAAGAAUUGAACUCUCCAAAGAUUAGGCUUUUUCUUACUAUAGCAGAAAUGUUUCAUACAUUAAUUUCUUUAAUUAAUAAGUAUUUCCAUUACUAAUAUGCUUUUUUUUGUUAAUAGUUCAAAUAUUUGUUAUCUGAUUGCAUAUUGUUGUCAAAAUGUUUUAAACUAUAAUUUCAAGUUGUUGCCAAGAAAAUUUAAAUGACAAAUGU
Uloborus diversus is the source of this 2737-nucleotide messenger RNA. RefSeq names its product peptide-N(4)-(N-acetyl-beta-glucosaminyl)asparagine amidase-like (gene Pngl). Gene Ontology annotation, cellular component: nucleus; cytosol; cytoplasm. The transcript has 4 exons. Gene Ontology annotation, molecular function: peptide-N4-(N-acetyl-beta-glucosaminyl)asparagine amidase activity. Bases 222 to 1712 code for a protein of 496 amino acids. NCBI's taxonomy places the organism in Eukaryota, Metazoa, Arthropoda, Arachnida, Araneae, Uloboridae. The record is from RefSeq and is a predicted model, not a curated record. Gene Ontology annotation, biological process: protein deglycosylation; glycoprotein catabolic process; protein quality control for misfolded or incompletely synthesized proteins.